UGUAUCCGGAAGUGUUUCUGUUUUGCGAUUGCCCGGCUCACCUGAGAAAAAAUAAUACUAAUAUUGAUAAUAAAUUAUAACCAUUUUUGUUGUUGUCGUUGUUGUUGUUGGUGUUACCAUACAAAGAAUCCUCACUUGGAUGACUCACAGACGACUCACCAAGACAAACACACCUUUAUGAAAUCGGAGAUGUUACUUUGGAGAAUUGAAUAAGAUCAGCCCCCUUAAGAAAAAGAAAGAAAAAACAAAAAGAAAAAAAAAAGGAACAACCUAACCACAUGAGAAAGGGCGGUGCCUCUUAUUUCACGAAGUUGACACUCCAUACCUGAACGAACAGAAAGCUUGUAGCCAUGGGGGACGUGGCCAAGGGGAAAAAGGUGUUUGUAUUAAAAUGUUCCCAGUGUCACAGCGUGGAGGAAUGUGGAAAACACAAAGUGGGGCCAAACCUGUGGGGUUUGUUUGGGAGGAAGACUGGGCAGGCACCGGGCUUUUCUUAUACACAAGCAAAUAAAGACAAAGGUAUUAUAUGGGGUGAAGAGACUCUGAUGAUCUACCUUGAAAACCCAAAGAAGUACAUUCCCGGCACCAAGAUGAUCUUCGCCGGUCUCAAAAAGAAAAAAGAGAGACAGGAUAUCAUCGCAUAUUUAAAGGACGCCACCUCGCCCAAAUAGACGCACGACGUAGCUGUGGACACUUUCAGAAAGAUUCUCUUGAACAAUGAUAUUAAACUAUUCAUCAAAUAAAAAAUGGUCACCCUCAUCACUUAUUAAACACUGAAAUGAAAUGAAAGUACAAGGUAGAAGAAUAGUUUUUGAUCAAGUUCUUCUUUAUUUAUUUAUUUUUUUUAUUUCUGAAAGCCUUCUUACUUCUUUGAUAAACUCAUUGACGCUGCACUUCCUAUUUUUGUUAUUUAUGUAUUUAUUUUCAUCA
Syngnathoides biaculeatus (alligator pipefish) is the source of this 930-nucleotide messenger RNA. RefSeq names its product cytochrome c iso-1/iso-2-like. Gene Ontology annotation, biological process: mitochondrial electron transport, ubiquinol to cytochrome c; mitochondrial electron transport, cytochrome c to oxygen. The transcript has 3 exons. The coding region runs from base 351 to 671 and encodes 106 amino acids. Gene Ontology annotation, cellular component: mitochondrial intermembrane space. Gene Ontology annotation, molecular function: heme binding; electron transfer activity. NCBI's taxonomy places the organism in Eukaryota, Metazoa, Chordata, Actinopteri, Syngnathiformes, Syngnathidae. The record is from RefSeq and is a predicted model, not a curated record.